Molecule: messenger RNA, 859 nt
Organism: Toxotes jaculatrix (banded archerfish)
Lineage: Eukaryota; Metazoa; Chordata; Actinopteri; Toxotidae
Product: alveolar macrophage chemotactic factor-like
Exons: 5
Coding region: 71-394 (107 amino acids)
Biological process (GO): cellular response to lipopolysaccharide; chemokine-mediated signaling pathway; antimicrobial humoral immune response mediated by antimicrobial peptide
Cellular component (GO): extracellular region
Molecular function (GO): CXCR chemokine receptor binding; chemokine activity
Source: RefSeq, a predicted model, not a curated record
CCCAGACUCUACUCCAUUCACUCUCACAUCACUCUCACAUCCUCAUUGAAAGAUCAAAACAACCACCAAGAUGAUGCCUAAACCACUGCUCCUCCUGGCUGCUCUGACUCUCUGCUGCUGCAUCACGACUCUGCAUGCCUCUUCCAGGCGUGGAUGCAUCUGCUUACGGACGACCACCGUUCCCAUCCGUCGUUCGAACAUCGAGACAGUUGUGGUGAACGCUGUUUCAGGACAAUGCCGCCAUAUUGAAAUCAUAGUCACCACGAGGAACGGCCGCAAAGUUUGUGUCGAUCCAGCAGCGAAAUGGUUCAAGGACUUUUUCAGCACUUUGGAAAAGGUGGGCUGUGUCAGUGGAAGAGCUCGCUCUUGUGUUCACCGUCAGUUAUUGAGAUAACGGACUAAAGAGGCCUCCAACGCAGCUACUCAGCCAACCCCAGGUUCCACCCUUGAUGCCUGAUCACAUUUUGUGGUAACAUUUAUCAAGCUGUGAACUGGCUAUAAAAGGGCUGAGCCACUGUCCAACCUCCCUUUUUAAAGCCUUUGGGCCUUUUGGCCUUUUUGUAAUUCAGAUUCACCUUCAGUGCUUCCUUAUACGCUUGAAGCACUGACUCUUAAUAAUACUCUGUGCUACUUUAUCAUUUAAGUGUAUGAUGUUAUUGUGGAGCUCAUUAAGCAAGCAAAAAAAAUGUGUGUAAUGUUGGCGAUUAAUUAGCAAAGUUCUUCAUGAUUCUUUCUGUUACAUUUGGCGACAGAGACCAGUCUGGUGUGCUGAUUACAUUUGGUUGGUGCUGUUGUAUCUGUGACGUGCUUGUGUUGUUGUUUUUUUUUUUUAAAUAAAGAAAUAAAGCACAGACCAAAA